GUGUUCUACCACUAAGCCACAUUCCCAGCCCUAAAAGAAUUUUUUUAAAGCUCAAUUGGUGCCCAAACCCACAGAGGAAGGUCGAUUCAGUGGUUUGAAGUUUUACAGGUCCAAAUCCUCAUUUUCUCGUAUACUGUCCUGGUUGGCUCCAUCCAGUGCUGGUUCUGCUCUUUGUUGUAUAUUGGCAGUGGGAGUGAUUGAGGCUCUUUGCUUCCUAGUGUUCUGAGGUAGAGAGCGGGUUGCUGGACCACCCAGAAGAGCAGGAAUGCUUUCAAAGAGGUUGCCCUUUCCUUGCUGGUGUUGGGUCUGGGUGGCUUUCCUUGUUCCUUGUGGAAUCAUAACUAGCAAUGGGAAUCCAUUACAUGUGACACCAACAAGUGCUGUCAGUGCUCAGCUUUGCAUAUCUACUCCUUGGAGCAGAUUUAAAAAUAAACAAAACUAUUCCAAAACUGUAGGUCUGGACUUGCAAGUAUUUCUGACUGACAAUUGAGUAAAAAUUAAACCUGUAAGAAAUUAAGUGAUUGAUGUGUGAACCUAUGAAGCCAUACUGCUCUUAGGCUAGCUAGCCUUUUGCUGUUGACUGGUCAAGCUAGCCACAAUGAUGUUGGGAUCUCCUUCCUGCCUUCCCUCAUGGCUCCUUCCCACAUAAUUCUCCCCCCCCCCCUUUUUUUUCGGUCCAUUUUAACUUAUUGCCUUUCUGUACCUUCCAAUGUAUUUCUCUGGAAAAAUACCUCUUAAAAACUUUUUUUUUUUGGUACCUGCUUUUGGGCUUAGGGCCCAGGUGCUGUCCUUGAGCUUUUAUGCUGAAGGCUAGCCCUCUACCACUUGAGCCACAGCUCCAUUUCUGGCUUUUUAGUGGUUAAUUGGAGAUAAGAGUCUCAUGGACUUUGCUCUCCUGGCUGGCUUUGAACUGUGAUCCUUGGAUCUCAGUCUCUUGGUGCCAGGCUGGAAGAAUUUCUCUUAGCACAACUUUGGGCUGACUAUACUUACUGUGAAAGCUCUGACCUGGGAUGUAGUUGUACCUGUGUCUUUUGUAAGGAGUCAGCUGUUCAGGCUGCCCUUGUAUUGCUUAGGUCAAUCAGGUGUCCUUUGACUUCUAGGUGAGGGCUGUUAGAGGCAGGAGCUUGGUGACUUGCCUUCUUGCUCCUCAUGGAGGACAGAGGCCCGCCCACCUUUGAUGAGGACCAGAGAAUCCUGUCUAGGAGCCUCCAUCUGCUGGAGAGCCCAGCUGCACAAGCCACCGCCGAGCCCAGCAAGCCCCUGUCCUCGGCUCACAGACACCUGAGCAGGAAGAAUGGACUUUCCAAACUCUGCCAGAGCAGGAUGGCACUCUCCGAGGACAGGUGGAGUUCCUACUGUCUGUCAUCAUUGGCUGCCCAAAACAUCUGCACAAGCAAAUUGCACUGCUCCACCGCACCUGAGCAUGCAGACCUGGCUGGAUCCAUGGCUAGUACGUCUUGCUGCUCCCUGCUGAGAGGCUUGUCCUCAGGGUGGUCUGCGCCCCUGCUCCCUGCCUAUGUGUACAACCCUAACAAGGCUGUCUUCACUGUGGACGCCAAGACCACAGAGAUCCUGGUUGCCAACGACAAUGCUUGCAGGCUCCUGGGAUACAGCAGCCAUGACCUGAUUGGCCAGAAGCUCAUGCAGUUCUUCCUCAAAUCAGAUUCUGCCAUGAUGGAAGCCCUCAGUGAGGAGCACGUGGAGGCGGAUGGCCACGCAGCGGUGGUGUUUGGCACAGUGGUGGAUGUCAUCAGCCGUACUGGGGAGAAGAUUCCAGUCUCUGUGUGGAUGAAGAGGAUGCAGCAAGAGCGUGGCCUGUGCUGCGUGGUGGUUCUGGAGCCCGUGGAGAGGAUCUCCGCAUGGGUUGCUUUCCAGAGUGAUGGAACCAUCGCGUCCUGUGACAGUCACUUUGCUCAUCUCCAUGGGUUUGCUUCUGGGGAGGACGUGGUAGGGCAGCACAUCACAGACCUGAUCCCGUCCUUACAGCUUCCUCCUCCUGACCAGCAAAUUCCAAAGAGCCUCAAGAUCCAGCGGUUGGUGGGGAGGGCCAGGGAUGGCACCACCUUCCCACUGAGUCUGAAGCUAAAAGCCAGGCCCAGCAGUGAAGCAGCGGCUGAGGACAAGGUGGCCCAGGGCCUGGGUUACCACGCGUCAGUCUGGGUGUUCUGCACCAUCAGUGGCCUUGUCACCCUCCUGCCAGAUGGCACCAUCUAUGGCAUCAACCACAGCUUUGCGCUCAUGCUGUUUGGCUAUGGAAAGACGGAGCUCCUGGGCAAGAAUAUCACUUUCCUGAUUCCUGGCUUUUAUCACUACAUGGACCUUGCCUAUGACAGUUCUAUACACCUGCCAGAUCUGACCAACUGCUUGGACAUUGGCAACGAGAGUGGGCCUGUGGAGUCAGGCUUGGACCUGGCCAGUGGUACCCAAAAUCCAAGGGACAAUGUGGUGCUUGAUCAGGACCAUGUGCUCCCCCAAGAGGAAACUCUGAAGCUGGUGGAUAGACAAGAAGUCCCUGCCAAGACUCAGAUGCAGAUGGAGACUAUGUGUCAGCCUUCCUCCCGUUCCUCUGAGCCCUCCUUGAGGGGGGACAGUGUUCCAGAGGAUAGCCUCCCGGCCUACAGUGGACAGUCAUCACCCUACCAGCAACAAGACCUACCAGCGGGAAGUCCUCCAGUCCAUACUGAACAGACAGUAUCUGAGAAACAACAAGAAAGCCCACCACCCCAAGACGAGGGUGUGUUGCCUGAGGAGCAGCGAGAUACCCCAGAAGGAGGCCCGCUAGCCCACAGUGACCAGCUGUCGCCUGUGGAGCAGCACAUCCCCAUCCCGGGCAAGGAGAAUCCAGUGGAGGCAGAGAUCUCCAGGCAAGUGCUUCUGGGAGAAAGCAGAUCUCAACCAGUGGAUGCAAAACUGUUUGCUUCUCGUGCAGAUUCAGAGCCUCUGCUCUUGGCAGAGGACAGAAGCAGCAGCGUGGACUUGUGUGGUCUGCGUCAGGAAGCUCAGUGGGAGCUUCUGGGAAUCAGCAAUCCCAGUAGCCCCAACGCUUGGGCUGAUGCAACCAUGCCUGAGCCUCAUGCUACAGGACAGCCGGCAGGAGGGGGCUUCCCCAUGCACUGUCCUCGGUACGCAAGUGAGUGGGUCCUGCAGCAGCGAGCUCAGGACUUGGUCCCCAACCCCCCCGGAAUGGCAGGUGUCUCUCUCAGGGAGCCAACUCUAGAUGAGCAGUGGCUAGGAGUGAAGAAUGACCGAGAAGAGCUACAGACUUGCUUAAUUAAAGAGCAGCUGUCUAAGUCGAGCUUUGCGGGCACACUGGGCAUCUCCUAUAUGGAGCUUGUUCCUGCUGAGCACCCACCCUUUGCUACUCCUGUGUCCUUCUGUGAUCUUGGAGGCACAGACCUCCACAGCAGCCACCUGGGCAGCUCCUCGGCCUGCUAUGCCUUGGCCACCGAUCUCCCUGGCGUCCUGGAGGCCGUGGAGUCCCAGGAGGACAAUGUGAAUUCUUAUUCCUGGAAUCUCAAGGAACUCUUUCUCAGUGACCAGACAGAGCGUACUUCAUCGAAUUGUUCUUGUGCUACUUCUGAGCUCAGUGGGACACCCUCUCCUUCGGUGGUGGGAUCUGAUUUAGACAUGAAUGGUCUCCACAGGCAUAGCGCAGGUACUCUGGGCGACCGAGAGCUGUUGCUACUGACUGGCACCUACUCCAACCUUAGCGAAGGCCAACUGGACCCACAAAGCCUGGAACGCAAUCCAGCAGAACCGUCUGAGAUUUCCUUAGAGCCUACCAAAUACUAUAAAGCUAGUGACCGAGAAAGCUCCGGCUGCCUCCUUGGUAUACCAGACACCAGUCCAGACGCCAAGUGCCCCGUAGUGGAGGAGCCCAGGCUGAGUGCCCAGGUCACCUCAACCCCCAUGACCUCCGGGGCUGCCGACCUGAAGCCCGAGAUCCAGGAGGGCACCUACCUGGGGAGCUGCUUCCACCGGGAUGGCCUGCGACUGAGUAUACAGUUUGAAGUGAAGCGGGUGGAGCUCCAGGGCUCUGCAACUCUGUUCUGCUGCUGGCUAGUGAAGGACCUCCUGCAGAGCCACCAGGAUUCUGCCACCAGGACCCGCCUGCUCCUUGCCAGUCUGCCCGGCUCCACGCACUCCAUCCAUGAUCUCUCCCGAUCCAGCCCCGGAGAGGUGCUCAGAGCCAAGCCUUGGUUUGAGGACCCUCCAAUGCCUGCAGAGCUGGAGGGGCUGGCGGCCUGUGAGGGCGAGUACUCCCAUAAAUACCACACCCUCAGUCCACUUGGGAGCGGGGCCUUCGGCUUUGUGUGGACCGCCAUGGAUAAGGAGCAAAACAAAGAGGUGGUGGUGAAGUUUAUUAAAAAGGAGAAGGUUUUAGAGGAUUGUUGGAUUGAGGAUCCCAAACUUGGGAAAGUUACUUUAGAGAUUGCCAUUCUCUCCAGGGUGGAGCAUGCCAACAUCAUUAAGGUAUUGGAUGUAUUUGAAAACCAAGGGUUCUUCCAGUUAGUGAUGGAGAAGCAUGGCUCUGGCUUGGACCUCUUUGCCUUCAUCGACCGCCAUCCCAACCUGGACGAGCCCCUGGCAAGCUAUAUCUUCCGACAAUUGGUGUCGGCUGUGGGGUACCUGCGUGCACAGGGCAUCAUUCACCGCGACAUCAAGGAUGAGAACAUUGUCAUCGCCGAGGACUUCACCAUCAAGCUCAUCGACUUUGGUUCUGCUGCCUACCUGGAAAGGGGCAAAUUAUUUUAUACUUUCUGUGGAACGAUCGAGUACUGUGCCCCUGAAGUUCUCAUGGGGAAUCCCUACAGAGGGCCAGAGCUGGAGAUGUGGUCCCUGGGUGUGACUCUGUACACGCUGAUCUUUGAGGAGAACCCCUUCUGUGAGGUGGAGGAGACAAUGGAGGCCACUUUGCAUCCCCCGUACCUGGUAUCUCAAGAACUCAUGAACCUCGUGUCUGGGCUGUUGCAGCCUUCCCCUGAGAUGCGCACCACCCUGGAGAAGCUGGUGCAAGACCCGUGGGUGACACAGCCUGUGAACCUCGCUGACUACACGUGGGAAGAGGUGUGUCGGAUCAGCAAGCCAGAGGCUAGCAACCUAUGCACCUCAACUCUGGAGGCUGGGUACAGGAGCCCUGGGGAAGGGCCUUGCCCUGCAAGGCUGCCCAGGGCGCCAUCUGGCGGUCAGCACAGCUUGGGGCCUGAGGAACCCUCUCCACCCAUUGGCUGAACCCAAGGGUCCUCCAGUUCUCUACUCAGAGUGGACAGUUAUGCGGACUUGAGGCCCCUUCCACCCAGAGAAAGAAAUCUCUCAAGAAUUGGGCCCAAAUCAUCAUAAAACACCCAUGUGGAAGUUUGAUAAGUGAUAGAAUAAAAUCUGGUGAUACUAUAUUUUUUAAGUGAAUAAAAUAGACUUGGAAUUCUUGAUUAUUGUGACCUUGGAAAAAAACAUUCUAGUGUUCCUGUUGAAUUACUUUGUACUAUUAAAGGGCUUUAACUUGA
Molecule: messenger RNA, 5504 nt
Organism: Perognathus longimembris pacificus (Pacific pocket mouse)
Lineage: Eukaryota; Metazoa; Chordata; Mammalia; Rodentia; Heteromyidae
Gene: Pask
Product: PAS domain containing serine/threonine kinase
Exons: 17
Coding region: 1150-5232 (1360 amino acids)
Biological process (GO): regulation of DNA-templated transcription; intracellular signal transduction; negative regulation of glycogen biosynthetic process
Cellular component (GO): nucleus; cytoplasm; cytosol
Molecular function (GO): protein serine/threonine kinase activity; ATP binding
Source: RefSeq, a predicted model, not a curated record